AUGACCAGGUCUGUAACAAGUUCAGCAUGAAACCAUAAAUACUAAAAAGCCUGCGAGUGAAAUAAAAGUAAAUGUUUGUAAUAUCAGUUAGGAGGGCGUAGCAGCUCACUAACAGAAUCAUUUAGAUGACAUUCAUUUCAAAGUAAACAAGGAGCCAAAUCCUCAAACUUUUCAGUGUUUUUGCAUGCUACUGACUUUGUUGUUUCUAUGUUUGUGAAGCUCAUCUGCUCCCAGAAUGGUGAAUAGUUACAAGCGGACUUCAAGCCCUCGAUCCCCUACCAAUAGUGGGGAACUUUUUACCCCAGCACAUGAGGAAAAUGUGCGCUUUAUACAUGACAGUAAGUGCUCACUCUGACAUUGGGUUCUCUUUCCGGAUAAACAAAGCAUUUCAUUUCUGAUCAGAAAAUUCAAGAUUGAUUUCUGCAGGCCAAAUACAGGUAAAGUUAACACUGACCUGUUGACAUCUUCUUGUUUCAGUCUUUUAAAUCCUUUCCCUCUUGUGGCACAUAUUUCCUCAUAAUUUCCAUAGAUAUUUUUGAACACGCCACAUGCAAACCCACAGUUAAUAGGAGGCAUGUAUACACAACCUUAAAUGCAUAGUUUUUCCUACAUUAAUACUCAAAUUCAAGGAUUAGACAGUUUAAUUUGCAUGUAUUACUGACAUUCAUACCUCUUCAACAUAGAGAGUUACACUUGAAGUUUUGUUAGUUACCAUAUCAGGUGUUUCACUGGGAUGUUUGACACCAUUAGCUAAACAAACAACUUUUGCCUUAUUAUAUGUGUUAUUUUAAGCAUUGACUUAUCCCUGUUUUCCUAAAUCAGUAUAAAUGAGAGAGUCCAUAUUAAAUCAGCUUAUGUCCACAUACUUGGCUGUUUAAAAAUCCACACCUUAGGUAUUAUGGGGACUUUAGUUGUGCCUGUAGAGGUUUCUUGUAAAUAAAUGAACAAAACUUUAGUUUAUAUUGAGUUUUAUUAAAUAUAAAAAACUCUGAGAAUUUUCUAAUAUCUCCUUAAUCUCCUGUAAUUAAUGUAACAUAGUCUUUUAUUACCGAUUUCCUGAUCCUGUAAACAGAACUCAUACUCUUCCAUUUUAAUUAGCUCUAUAACCAGGACUUUGUAUACGCUGUUGUUGUUAUUGCUGCUGUCCCCCAUACCCCCGCCUCCCUCCCUCUUUCCCUCCCUCCCAUUCCCUUGCUUUCUCUGCCUCUCUCUGUGUGUUUCCCCCAACUCAGCAGCAGUAAGUAGCUGUCUGACAUGAGUCUGGUCCUGCCCAAGGUUUCUGCCAGUUAAAGGGGGGAUUUCCUUGCAACAGUCACUCAUGUUGGAUGAGAUAGGUCAAAUCUGUCCCAUCCUAAGCUUGGGUCUUUGUAAUACAUCAAACGAUGAGCGUAGUCUAGAUGUGCUGUUUUGUAAAACGUCUUGAGAUAACCACUGCUGUGAUUUGGUGCUAUAUAAAUAAGAAUUGAUUGAUAAUGCAUUUUCAUUUCCAUCUUAUAACAUAACUACCAUCUGUUAAAGCAGUGGGUUAAUAGAGAACCAUUGGUUACCAUUUCUAUAUGUCAUGUGCUUCCAUGCAUGUGCACAGUAGUCAAAAACACAUUUAAAAUGCACCUUACAAAUUAGUGCUCAUUAAUAUUACUAAACAAAGACUUGAUGCAGUACUUUAACAACCUGAAUUUAGUUUUGGCACUUUGACAUAGGUUGAUAGCGUAGUAUUAAUGAGCACAGACAGUGCUGAUCACCUGAAUAAUGACUUAAACUCUCCUUUUAAAGAAAAGUAGCACUGCAAAAUCUGAUGAGGACAAUUUAGUUUUCCAACAGCAAAAACAGGUCCAGGCCUUUCAGCAUGACUCCUGAGUUUUGAAAAAUUGCUAAAGAGUUUUAAAAAGAAAUUUCAAUUUACAAAUUUUAAUUUUUGCUGUAUCUUUUCUGUCACAGCCUGGCAGUGUGUGCUAAGAGAUAUCAGAUCAACACAAAAUAUUGAUCGCAAUGACCGCGGACCACAGGAGUAUGUGGAGAAGAACCCAAAUCCAAACCUACAUUGUGAGUUACAGUGCAGUUUAGAAAUGACAUUGGUUCAUUUUUGUGUCAAACUUAAAGUCUGACUAAUGGGCUGGUUAUUUACUUGUUUCUGUCUGCCAUCCCAGCUUUCACACCAGUGGACCUGAGUGACCUCAAGAAACGCAACACACAGGACUCCAAGAAGUCCUAG
This is a messenger RNA of Xyrichtys novacula (pearly razorfish), 2212 nucleotides long. The record is from the annotation of a GenBank genome assembly. Lineage: Eukaryota; Metazoa; Chordata; Actinopteri; Labriformes; Labridae.